AUGCUGCCUUUCUGGAUUCCUGGGGCUUGCCGCCCGCUGGCCGCCACUCUGUGGGGAGAGCAUAUUCAAGACCAGCUUACCUACGUAAACUCUAGCGUUGAUCUUCAGCGCUUGGCCGAGGACAAGCCGGACUUCCAGACGUAUUUUAAGGACCAGGUGAUAACCAAGGACUUUGCCAGUUCGAUUCUGGACGUCGAUACCAAUCAUGUAUACAGCAUCGCGAUCCUGUUGGUGGCAGACUAUCUCUAUUACCACGACUGGCGGCCCACCUGGGACGACAAAAACAGCAAUAACGCCUUGGUCGACGAAGAUCGGCCCUCCUAUCAAAUCCUUAGCGCUUGGGCCAUGUAUCAUUGGGAAACGGAACCCGACCCCGACGAUGCGUUCAUCAACACGCUCAUGGCCCUGGGGGGGCAACGUGCGACGGCGCUGCUGCUCCCCUCGCUGGACCCCCAACUGCCGUCAGCAGCGAUGCAGGCAUUCUUCGAGAAGGUAGUGCAGACGACCGACAACAAAAAGUACAAGCGCGAUAUCGGUGACGGUCUCGACCGGUGGAUGGAUAUUAGCGGCAUGGCAGACGGCUGGACCUCGUUUGCGGAGAGGCUGUAUUCGGCUUUCAGCGAGGAGAUGGGCCCGGAGUAUGAGCGUGCAAUGCAAACCGCGGUGAAGAAAGGAAAGUAUUACAAAAUCCACAAAUGGUGUGAAGAUGCCCUCAAUGCUUUUACAUUUAACCUGCCUUUGUUGUUACCAGACACGGCUGUCGAGAUUGGGUCUGACCAGCGGUCAAUAUCAGUCGAAAGGCUUUAUGCGAAAAACCCGAAAUGUGUGGCUAUGGCUGAAACUUUCUAG
This is a messenger RNA of Aspergillus melleus, 849 nucleotides long. RefSeq lists its product as uncharacterized. NCBI's taxonomy places the organism in Eukaryota, Fungi, Ascomycota, Eurotiomycetes, Eurotiales, Aspergillaceae. Bases 1 to 849 code for a protein of 282 amino acids. The transcript is spliced from 2 exons. The record is from RefSeq and is a predicted model, not a curated record.